CUGUGCCCCAGCCAUCUCCGACAAUAACUACAGGGCGGGGCGGGGGGUGGGGGUGGUGUUUUCUCUGCAACUCCCGGAACCGGAAUGAGGUAGAGGACGCUCCUGCCAAACGCGAUAAAUUUUUAAGACGAGAUCAUUGGCCAAGAGCCGCCAGACCCUCUACCCCAAGGGCUACUUAGGCCGGCCUGCCUCCGCCAUGGUCACAAGAAGGGCGUCCCCUCAGCGGUUCUGUGAUGGCGACAGCCCCGAGCUGUGGAAACUCGACUCCUCUGGGAAACGGACUUCUUGUCACCUGGAUGACCUCUAGCCCCGGGCUGCACCCAGAGUCCAGAUUUAGCAGUAAAUCUACGCUAAGGUUUGAAGGACGGAGGUGACAAGUUGUUGUGUGGCUGCCAGGGCUAACACCAUGACAGGCGGCCCGGACCUAAGUCUCGGUUUCCCCCGAAAUGAGUGGCCCGCCUUCCAGGUUGGAUGGCCUCUGGAAGGCACCUUUCAACCGUCCAUCAUACAGGCUGUGAAGGAGAAGAUUAUGGCUCCGGAUCCCUGGGGCCAUCCGGGUCAGCUGUUGCAGGUGCUCUUCACCACAGAAGAACGGGAGCGAGUUCUGGCAGAGGCGCGGAAAUGGGUCCUGGGGGCCGACGGGAGGCCAACCGCCCAGCCUCAUCUCGUGGACGAGGGGUUUCCUCUGUUGCGGCCUAACUGGGAUUUUGAGCGAGCGGAAGGUAGGGAGCGUCUUCGAGUGUACCGCCAGACUCGGAUGACUGGCCCGCGGGCCGCAGCAAGAAAGCCGACAAAUUUGGCAAAGGUAAAUUUAGUAAGGCAAGAGCCCGCUGAGAGCCCGGCAGCCUUCCUAGAGAGGCUGAUGGAAGCGUUCAGACAAUAUACACCUAUGGACCCCCAGGCUGAGGAGUCACGCACUGCAGUUCUGUUAGCGUUUGUAAAUCAGGCAGCCCCAGAUAUUAGGAGGAAAUUACAAAAGAUAGAGGGAUUGGGAGAACAGACAAUACAGGAUCUACUGAAAGUAGCUGAAAAGGUAUUUAAUAAUAGGGAGACCACAGAAGAAAAGGAAGAACGAAUUCGACAGGAGGAAAGGGAAUUACGGCUAGCUGGGACUACGCCGCCCCCAUAUUAG
Cervus elaphus (red deer) is the source of this 1132-nucleotide messenger RNA. RefSeq lists its product as uncharacterized. Gene Ontology annotation, biological process: virion assembly. NCBI's taxonomy places the organism in Eukaryota, Metazoa, Chordata, Mammalia, Artiodactyla, Cervidae. The transcript is spliced from 4 exons. The coding region runs from base 407 to 1132 and encodes 241 amino acids. The record is from RefSeq and is a predicted model, not a curated record.